This is a messenger RNA of Bombina bombina (fire-bellied toad), 736 nucleotides long. RefSeq names its product translocase of inner mitochondrial membrane 8A (gene TIMM8A). The transcript has 2 exons. The coding region runs from base 58 to 324 and encodes 88 amino acids. Lineage: Eukaryota; Metazoa; Chordata; Amphibia; Anura; Bombinatoridae. The record is from RefSeq and is a predicted model, not a curated record.
AAUAAGCUUCCGGGUUAGCUGAAGGGCAGCCAUCAAGCCGGUUGGCGUGAGCUGCACAUGAUGGAGGCUGCAGCAGAUCCACAGUUGCAGAGGUUUAUUGAGGCGGAAACCCAGAAACAACGAUUUCAGGGUCUGGUGCAUCAGCUGACAGAACUGUGCUGGGAGAAGUGUAUGGAGAAACCAGGUCCAAAAUUGGACGCUCGGAGUGAAGGUUGUUUUGUGAACUGCGUUGAAAGAUUCAUAGAUACCAGUCAGUUUAUCCUUAACCGGCUUGAGCAAACACAGAAAUCCAGAGGGGCAUUUUCUGAGAGCUUAUCUGAAUAAAGAAAGGAAACUCGCCUAAAAAAGUUUAUUCAACAAACUGCAGGGAUCUUCUAAGCGGAUUGGCACAAUUGGGGGAAACAGGAUUUCAGAAAACCUUUGUAAGGGGGAAACAAAAUGUCUAGUGGAUUGAACAUUUUUAUAUAACAGUCUAGUUGAUCUUUUCUGAUAGCCUGGUCUGCUGUGGGAAGAGUGAGCUUUGUGAGUGUUGGACUGAAAACUGGACGUUUAGGCCAUGACUCAACCUGUCUGGCACAGUGAGAUGUCCUGCCAUCCACAUGUACAAUAUGUCUACAUCUGAUGACUUAUUUUAUGUUAUGGUGAGAAACCUAUGCACUUCAAUAAAUGAGAGAGCUUCAGUAUAGCCUAUAUUGUGUACUUACAUUGUAGGGCUGUUGUCUCUCUCCAGCAGUCA